AUGGCUUUAAUAUUCUCCCUACGCCAUCCUUCCCAGAUAGGAUUACGCAGUGUCCCAAAUGCCAGACAACACUCACAGAUCUUUAUCAUGGAGUAUGGGACUGCCCAUUCACUGCAGACUAUUGGCAUAGAGUGUGUUCCUAUAUUAAAGACCAUUGGAAGGUUGGAUGUGGAGAGGAAUAGGGACUUGGACACAAAGAGAUUUUUCAAGAAAUGGCAUUCAUUUAUUGUAUCUCACUUUGAAAAAUUUGCUGAGGUCAUACAUUUGACAGCUUGGCAUCAAAUCAGAACUGGUGGCUUUAGAAAAUCCCAGGGGCGUUCCUGGAGCUCCCUUAGGUUAGGACUGCCUCUUUCUGCCCUACCUCACUCCCAUUUAAAGCUCAGUGGGGCUUUUGAUGAAAACGUGUCUGCAAAUAGUCAUUCAAGCAACAAGAUGAACACCAUUCUGGCUUGCCAAGACCAGUACUUUGCAGGGGGUCAGGGCUAUGAUUGCCCCUACUUCUCAUCAACGUCAGAGACCAGUGUUGAUGUUACCAAGGAUACUUGGGUCUCUCUCUGGGCUUCUGGUCUCCUGGACAACAGAUCAAGCAACCAAGGUCCACAAUCCCACAGGCAGUCAUAUGUGGGGAGCUCCCUUCAAGAUGAUUACCUCUGGGGGGAUCAGCUGUCUGGUCAGAUGUUCACAAACAAACAGCUCCAGGAUACUCUUGUGCAAAGGGAAGAGGAGCUGGCGCGGUUACACGAGGAGAACAACAAGUUAAAGCAAUACCUGAACUCCACAUUUGUCAAGUGCUUGGAAGAAAAAACUAAGAAACUGCUGUCCAGAAGUGGUCUUGGAGCUCCCCUAAAGAGAAAAUGCAGAGUCAGCAGCCUUGCUUCCCCUGAGACCUCAGCUAAGAAGGCAAAAAGAAAUCUUUUUAGCAACUUCCCUGCCUGUGAGGAGCAAUCCAGCCCUUGUGUAGACAAGUGGGUUUUGCAAACUCUUGGACUGAAAGAUGUUGACACCAUCGAUGAUUCUGCCACAGCUAACUACAGUGCCAUAUCUACAGAACUUCUCGAUAGCCUGCCAGGAACAAGCUAUGGCAAUACACAGGAAUCCCCAUCAUCUGGAUACAACACAAUCCUCAUGACCCCUGUUCAUAGCCAAGCUGGGAGUUCUGGCUGCCAAGACUCUCCUUGCAUGCCAGACUACUCUCCUUCUUCUACUUCCAGCUCUUCUUCUCUGAGAAGCAGUGAGCCAGAGAGUCCUUUUGGAUCCCCAAUCUACUACACUCCUGAAGUUUCUCCCAACAAAACAGACGUUGCCUUCUCCACAUCUCUGAACCCCCAUUGUAAUGUGAAGACCCACAGCUUCUCCAAUGGCCAGGCAUUCGUUCGAAGGGACAGUGAAGGAGGCUGGAAGUUUACAUGGGUGCCUAAACAGUCUGAAUAAAGCCACUGGGCAUGAUGACUUUGUCUUGGAAGUUUACAGAACAUUUUGCACUUGUCAUGAGAACCUAUGAAGACUUCCUCCGGACUCCAACGUGAUACAAUCCUUGGCCUCAGUCUAUUCAGCUUUUAGACUGUGUGCUAGUACGGUACUGUGGGGAGUUUCUUUCGUUUACAUGUAAAUGUAUAUAUGUAGGAUAUUUUUUCCAUGAAAAAGAAUAGUAUUUGCCAACAGUAUUUAUUUCUGUUGGGUUUCAAGUGCAAUUAAUGCCAGUGCAGUUCUAAUGAUUUAGUUCUGGGUUUGCACCUGUUUGUUUUGCUGCCUAUAUGUGACCACUGCCUUGUUUUUAUGGGACUCUUAAUAUGAAUUAGUACUAUAAGCCUGACUCAUAACAACACUGACUUCCAGCUCCAUUUGUGCCAAUCUAUGUACCCUACUCACUGCCAGGCUGGAUAGCAGAGAUGUGCUUUAAGACAGGAGAAAGGGUCCUUUGUUUUCAUGACCUAUGAUUAACCGGGUGAAUCCCCCCUUUAACAUGAAUCGGCAAUAAUUGUAUCAAGGCUAUUUAUUUCCUGUUUAUUGCAUUAAUAAGGACAAUCACUGUGUUUAAUCUUGUAUGAAUAAAUCAUAAA
Molecule: messenger RNA, 2060 nt
Organism: Hyla sarda
Lineage: Eukaryota; Metazoa; Chordata; Amphibia; Anura; Hylidae
Gene: GMNC
Product: geminin coiled-coil domain containing
Exons: 7
Coding region: 1-1431 (476 amino acids)
Biological process (GO): negative regulation of DNA replication; negative regulation of cell cycle
Cellular component (GO): nucleus
Source: RefSeq, a predicted model, not a curated record